Messenger RNA from Penicillium chermesinum, 4536 nucleotides. RefSeq names its product putative glycogen debranching enzyme Gdb1. The record is from RefSeq and is a predicted model, not a curated record. NCBI's taxonomy places the organism in Eukaryota, Fungi, Ascomycota, Eurotiomycetes, Eurotiales, Aspergillaceae. The coding region runs from base 1 to 4536 and encodes 1511 amino acids. Gene Ontology annotation, biological process: glycogen catabolic process. Gene Ontology annotation, molecular function: 4-alpha-glucanotransferase activity; amylo-alpha-1,6-glucosidase activity. The transcript is spliced from 5 exons.
AUGAGCUCUUCGCAGGCUCACCUGCUCCCGUUAAAGGAUGAUGGCUCACCUGAUGUCCCGGGAGGUUAUAUUUACCUCCCUUCUCCCACCGACUCAGGGUACAUCCUGCGAUUCAUCAUUGAGGGCACUAGCUCCAUCUGUCGCCAGGGCAGCUUGUGGGUGAACAUCCCCGAAGACAAGGCGUUUGACCGCCAGACGUUCCGUGAAUUUAGGUUGCAACCCAAUUUCAACGAGAACAUCCAAAUCGACAUUCCGAUCAAGGUUGCGGGCUCGUUCGCGUACUAUGCGACUUUCACCCCGCUCCCCAGCUUCUCGGUCGAAUCAGUGCCCACGUCUGAGCCUACGAAGACCCCGAUCCACUACAUUGACGUCUCGCCCCGCUUGACUCUACAGGGCAAGGAUCUACCACUCAAUGCCCUGUCCAUCUUCUCGGUCAUCUCGAAAUUUAUGGGUCAGUACCCUGUUGACUGGGACAAGCAUCUCCAUGGAAUCAGCCAACGGAACUACAAUAUGGUCCAUUUCACACCGCUCAUGGCACGCGGCGCAUCAAAUUCGCCGUACAGUAUCUUUGACCAGUUGACUUUUGACUCCGCAUUAUUCCCCAAUGGCGAGAGCGAUGUCGCAUCUCUGGUGUCUCGCAUGGAGAAGGAGUAUGGGUUGCUGACUUUAACCGACGUUGUCUGGAACCACACGGCGCAUAACAGCAAGUGGCUAGAGGAGCACCCAGAGGCCGGUUACAGUGUCGAGACCGCGCCUUGGCUUGAGUCCGCUUUGGAGUUAGACACUGCAUUGCUGAAGUUCAGCGAUGAUCUGGAAAGCCUCGGUUUACCCACUGAGUUCAAGUCAGUGGAUGACUUGGUCAUCGUUAUGAAUGCGCUCCGAAAACAAGUCAUUGACUCCCUGCGUCUGUGGGAAUACUAUGCCUUGGAUGUCAAGGCCAGCGCCAGUGAAAUCAAAGCUGCCUGGACGGAAGGUAAGGCUGAUCAGAGCAUCGUUCAAGGCGAUCUCCUCUCUGGUUUCCAGAAUAUGUCUCUUAAGGACCAAGCGCAACUUGUUCGUGAACAUGGAAUCCCAAAUUAUAAGCAAGUCCGCGGCCGCUUCGAGCGGAAAGUAGAUGCUUCGUUCGGUGCUGCUAUCUUGACUAUUCUGCAUGGCGACCAUGAUUUAAGCUCCUCUAACCUGGCAGAUGCAGAAGCAUCACUAGCCAAGUUACUCGAUGCCGUUAACUUGCCUCUAUACGAAGAGUACGAUACGGACCUGGCUGAUAUCCUCGAUCAACUUUUCAAUCGCACCAAAUAUCUCCGAAUCGAUGAUCACGGCCCAAAGCUCGGCCCUGUGACCAAGGAGAGCCCAUUGAUUGAGUCUUACUUCACUCGUCUCCCAAUAAACGAAGUCACGAAGAAGCACAAUCCCAAAGCCCUUGCCCUGGCGAACAAUGGCUGGAUCUGGAAUGCCGAUGCCAUGCGCGACAAUGCUGGACCGGAUUCGAAGGCUUACCUGCGUCGAGAAGUCAUUGUCUGGGGUGACUGUGUCAAGCUCCGAUACGGUAACUCACCAAAAGACUCGCCUUUCUUGUGGGAUUUCAUGACCAAGUAUACCCGGCUCAUGGCCAAAUACUUCUCGGGAUUCCGCAUUGACAACUGCCACUCUACCCCAUUAGUUGUCGCGGAAUAUUUGCUUGACGAAGCACGACAAGUGCGUCCGAACUUGACCGUUUUCGCGGAACUUUUCACAGGAUCCGAAGAGGCAGAUUACAUUUUUGUUAAGAGACUGGGUAUCAGCGCUCUCAUUCGAGAGGCUAUGCAGCCCUGGAGCACGGCUGAACUGAGUCGUCUGGUCCAUCGUCAUGGCGGCCGUCCGAUCGGUAGUUUCGAUGUAGAUCUACCCACUGCAGGCAGUAGCCAUGCUAUCGCUUCCGCUAAGGCUGGCGGCUCGAAAGAAAAUAUCACCCAUAUUCGUCCCACCCCUGUCCAGGCACUGUUCAUGGACUGCACUCAUGACAACGAGGUCCCUGCUCAAAAGCGUGACCCACGGGACACCCUACCCAAUGCCGCUCUGGUUGCCAUGUGCGCCUCAGCCAUUGGAAGUGUCAUGGGCUACGAUGAGGUGUAUCCGAAGCUUGUUGACUUGGUUCAUGAGACCCGACAGUACGAGUCGCCAUUCUCCGGUGAUCAGGAGCUUCAAAUUGGCGCCGGUGACGGGAUUGGCGGUGUGAAGAAGUUAUUGAAUCAGCUUCACACGAUGAUGGGAGUCGAGGGCUAUGACGAAACCCACAUUCACCACGAUGGGGAGUAUAUUACAGUCCAUCGAGUUCACCCAAAGACCAGAAAGGGAAUCUUCCUGAUCGCCCACACUGCGUUCCCCGGCAAUGAAAGUGGUGCUGGAUUGUCUCCGACACACAUCACAGGCACCCAAGCUAAGCAUCUCGGCUCUUGGGUCCUUGCUGUAGAUGCCGGUGAUGAUACAAAGUCAAAGGUUCUGAGUGAUGAAAAGCUCUUAAAGGGCCUUCCAAGCCAUACAAGGGAUGUCAAUGGUACCAAUAUCGAAGGCGAUAGUAAUGAUGUCACAAUCACCGUCCUUGAGAGCUUGGUUCCUGGCUCCAUCGCCCUAUUCGAAACGUGGAUCCCAAGUACUGAGCAUGCCGACGGUUUGGAAAACUUCAUCUCGAGCGGAGCUGACGAGGCCUUUUCAGAGCUGAGCCUUGUUGAUUUGAACUUUGUUCUCUAUCGAUGCGACGCAGAAGAGAGAGACUCUAGCGACGGAAGAGAUGGCGUGUACACCAUUCCCAACCACGGUCCACUUGUUUACGCUGGUCUUCAAGGCUGGUGGAGCGUUCUUGAAGAUAUCAUUAAGUAUAACCAGCUCGGACAUCCCUUGUGUGAUCAUCUCCGAGAUGGUCAAUGGGCACUAGAUUAUGUCGUCGGGCGCAUGGCCAAUCCAAGCGCCUGGCUGCGUGAGAAGUUUGAUGCCGUUAGGGGGUUGCCCAAUUUCCUCCUUCCCCGGUACUUCGCGAUAAUCGUGCAAGUUGCGUACAAUGCCGCCUGGAAAAGGGGUAUUCAUCAGCUGAGCGACAACGUACGCCACGGCCAGGAAUUCGUUCAUCAGCUUGCGAUGGUCAGUAUCCAGCAAACAGGAUAUGUCAACUCCGCCUCCCUGUGGCCGACGAAGCAGGUACCUAGUCUUGCCGCAGGGUUGCCCCAUUUCGCUGUUGACUGGGCGAGAUGCUGGGGUCGGGAUGUCUUCAUCUCGCUCCGUGGGCUUUUCCUCUGCACCGGCCGCUUUGAAGAGGCUAAGGAACAUAUCUUUGCUUUUGCCAGUGUGUUGAAACACGGUAUGAUACCAAACUUGUUGAGCAGUGGCAAACUUCCGAGGUACAAUUCCAGAGAUUCCGUAUGGUUCUUCUUGGAGACGAUCCAAGACUAUGUUAAGAUGGCUCCAAACGGGAUCGACCUGCUUAAAGAGAAGGUCCCGCGGCGUUUCCUUCCAUAUGACGACACCUGGUUCCCCCAUGAUGACCCCCGGGCUUAUUCUCAGUCUUCAACUAUUUUGGAAAUCAUCCAAGAAGUGUUCCAGAGACAUGCGCGGGGUAUGUCCUUCCGGGAGUACAAUGCUGGGCCUGCUCUCGACGUCCAGAUGAAGCCAGAAGGGUUUGACAUCGAGAUCAAAGUCGACUGGGAAACUGGAAUCAUCUUCGGUGGUAGCCAAUGGAACUGCGGUACCUGGCAAGACAAGAUGGGGGAAAGUGCCAAGGCCGGUAACAAAGGUUUCCCGGGACACCUAGAGAUGGGGCUGCUAUUGAGAUCACCGGACUCUUAUACACUACAACAAUCUAAGAUUUACCCGCACGAGGGCGUUGAAAUCGGCGAAGGAAAGUCGAUUACCUUCAAGGAUUGGGCUGACAAGCUCAAGAGUAACUUUGAACGGUGCUAUUUUGUCCCCGCUAACCCCAAGGAUGACAGCCAAUACGAUGUGGAUGCCAGCAUCAUCAACAGACGUGGAAUCUAUAAGGAUUUGUACAAGUCUGGAAAGCCCUUUGAGGAUUACCAGCUUCGGUCGAACUUCACCAUUGCUAUGGCAGUCGCACCAUCCCUUUUCACCCCGGAGAACGCUUUGAAGGCGUUGUCCAUCGCUGACGAGGCUAUUCUGGGACCUGUUGGGGUGGCAACCCUGGAUCCUUCGGACCUCAAUUAUCGCCCAUACUACGUUAACUCAGACGACUCUGAUGACUUUGCCACCGCAAAGGGCCGGAACUAUCAUCAAGGCCCCGAAUGGGUAUGGCCGCGCGGGUAUUUCCUUCGUGCUCUUCUACACUUUGACCUCAAGCGCCGUGAGACACCGGAGGGCCGUAUUGAGUCAUUCCAGCAGAUCACUCGCCGACUUGAUGGAUGCAAGAAAGCAUUGCGAGAAAGCCCAUGGAGAGGACUACAUGAACUCACAAACAAGAAUGGCGAAGAGUGUCGUGAUUCCUCUCCUACCCAGUCCUGGUCUGCUGGCUGUCUCUUGGAUCUCUACUACGAUGCCACCCAAGUUUCCUAA